Messenger RNA from Prunus dulcis (almond), 1866 nucleotides. Its product is annotated as phosphoinositide phospholipase C 4-like. The coding region runs from base 1 to 1773 and encodes 590 amino acids. NCBI's taxonomy places the organism in Eukaryota, Viridiplantae, Streptophyta, Magnoliopsida, Rosales, Rosaceae. The record is from RefSeq and is a predicted model, not a curated record. The transcript has 9 exons. Gene Ontology annotation, biological process: phosphatidylinositol-mediated signaling; lipid metabolic process. Gene Ontology annotation, molecular function: phosphatidylinositol-4,5-bisphosphate phospholipase C activity.
AUGGGGAAUUAUAGGAUGUGCUUAUGCUUCACAAGGAAGUUCAGGGUGACGGAGGCAGAGCCGCCUUCGGACGUCAAGGAGGCAUUCAACAAGUACGCCGGGGACGGGACCCACAUGACAGCAGAACAGCUGCAGCAUUUCUUGGUGGAGUUUCAGGCGGAGAGUGGCAGCACGUCCGCGUCCGAAGCCGAGCGGAUCAUGGAGCAGGUACUGCAGAAGAGGCACAACAUUGCCAAGUUGAUCAGCAGGGGCACUCUUCUCACCCUCGACGACUUUCACCAUUACUUGUUCUCUUCCGAUCUCAACCCACCUAUUCGAGCUCAGGUAGUUCAUCAGGAUAUGACGGUUCCACUGUCCCAUUACUACAUAUACACAGGUCAUAAUUCAUACCUGACCGGAAAUCAGCUCAGCAGCGACUGCAGUGAUGUUCCAAUCAUAGAGGCACUCAAGAGAGGUGUAAGAGUGGUGGAGCUUGAUAUUUGGCCAAAUUCCGAAAAGGACAAUGUGCAUGUUCUUCAUGGAAGGACCUUGACAACUCCUGUGGAACUUAUUAAAUGCUUGAAAUCGAUUAAAGAACAUGCCUUUUCUGAAUCUCCAUACCCUGUCAUCAUAACUCUUGAAGACCACCUUACCCCUGAUCUCCAAGCUAAAGUAGCACAGAUGCUCAUUGAGACAUUUGAGGAUAUGUUGUUCUACCCUGAAUCAGAAUUUUUGAAAGAGUUUCCAUCACCGGAACAACUCAAGUACAGAAUUAUUAUUUCUACGAAGCCUGCUCGGGAGUACCUUAAGGCUCAAACUGGGAACGGAAGGGGAGAUGACUUACAUAAGAGUGAGGAAGAAGACUUAUGGGGGAAGGAACCAUCAGAGCUUAAUACAGAUGAACAUGAAGAAGAUGAUGAUACGAGUGAUAGUGAUUCAAGUGAGGAUAACAAUGGCGGCAAUAUUGGUGGAUUGUCCUCACCAGGAGCACGCAAAUACAAACAUCUAAUUGCAAUCCAUGCCGGAAAACCAAAGGGUGGUUUAAAGGAGGUACUAAAAAUUGAGCUUAACAAAGUUAGACGCCUUAGCUUGAGUGAACAAGCACUUGAAAAGGCUGCUGAAUCUUAUGGAACGGAUAUUGUUAGAUUUACCCAGAAGAACAUUUUAAGGGUUUAUCCAAAAGGUACUCGGUUUAACUCCUCCAACUACAAGCCCCUUAUUGGUUGGAUGCAUGGCGCUCAAAUGGUUGCAUUCAACAUGCAGGGAUAUGGUAGAUCUCUUUGGCUGAUGCAAGGGAUGUUUAGAGCCAAUGGGGGCUGUGGUUAUGUAAAAAAACCGGAUUUUGUUAUGAAGAAUUUAGAUAAUCAGGUUUUUUAUCCUAAGGCAAACUUGCCGGUAAAGAAGACUUUAAAGGUGAAAGUGUAUAUGGGAGAUGGAUGGCAUUUGGAUUUCAAACACACACACUUUGAUUUAUAUUCCCCUCCCGAUUUCUACACUAGGGUUGGCAUAGCAGGAGUGCCUGCAGAUGAAAUAAUGAAACAAACCAAGAAAAAAGAGGACAUUUGGAGACCUUCAUGGGAGGAAGAGUUUACAUUUCAACUGAAAGUUCCUGAGUUGGCUUUGCUUCGAGUUGAGGUUCAUGAGCAUGACCUUUCUGAGAAGGAUGACUUUGGUGGCCAAACUUGUUUCCCAGUCUCUGAAUUGAAACAAGGGAUUCGUGCAGUCCCUCUCUUUGACCGCAAAGGAAACAAAUACAACACAAUAAGGCUUCUAAUGCGAUUUCACUUCAUCUGAGAGCAUUUGGUUCCCCUCAUUCCAAUGGCAAAAUCAUUUUUUGUUUCUGUACUGUACAUAUAAUGAUCAUAUCACUGUGAAUGUGGUCCAAGA